Messenger RNA from Talaromyces proteolyticus, 1150 nucleotides. Its product is annotated as phosphoglycerate mutase family protein. The transcript has 2 exons. The coding region runs from base 133 to 930 and encodes 265 amino acids. Gene Ontology annotation, cellular component: cytosol. Gene Ontology annotation, biological process: positive regulation of DNA repair; fructose 1,6-bisphosphate metabolic process; regulation of pentose-phosphate shunt. NCBI's taxonomy places the organism in Eukaryota, Fungi, Ascomycota, Eurotiomycetes, Eurotiales, Trichocomaceae. The record is from RefSeq and is a predicted model, not a curated record. Gene Ontology annotation, molecular function: fructose-2,6-bisphosphate 2-phosphatase activity.
UGUUUCCUUUUUCCCUCUUUCCCUUUCUCCUUUCUUCUCGCAGGAAUACACGCCAAUCUAUUCUUGUUCUCUUUUUAUUCUUCUCAGAGAUAAAUGCAUCUCGCUUCGAGAGCUAUGUAACGACGAGUCAGGAUGAAGAUCUUUCUCAUCCGCCAUGCUGAGACUGUCGACAACGUGGGACAGGCUUGGGCCGGCACCACAGACUCCUCGCUAACAAAUCAUGGCGUCCUCCAGAUCCAGCGUCUUGCCCAGUACUUUGUCGCCAUGCACGCCAACUUCACGCACGUGUUUUCGUCCGAUCUCAAACGAGCCGUGGCCACCGCGGAGGGCAUCGUAUCGCCGAAUCAAGGCGCUGGGCCAUCCCUGCUGCCCGUAACGACUCCGUUGCUGCAAGAGCAGCAUUUCGGAUCCCGCGAAGGAUCAAGUUUUCGACGGGGCAGCAAUAAUACAUCCGUCCGCCCCUCAGAGCCAGCAAAAACAGUAGCAGUGGAGACAGAAUCCUCCAUGCGAGCCCGCGCCUACGCAUUUCUGAGCGAAUACCUACUCCCUGUCAUUUUCGAUGGCAGUGGGGAUGUCGCCAUCGUCGCGCACGGUAUGAUCCUCCGCGUGUUAUGGGGCUGUUUGGCACAGUUGUUCUCGCCGGCGGAUGUACGACUUGCCCCUGAGGUCGAAGCUGCCAGGAGUCAGGGACUUUUUCCGAUGUGGAGUAAUACUGGGUUUAUGGAGGUAUCUGUCCUUGCGCAGCCUUUACUUCCUGCCUCUGUUGGCAGGGGUAACACUUACCCCCUGGCUGGCUGGUCGAUGACGGUGCUGUCCCAUGAUAGUAAACCGCAUCUCGACGACCUACGUCGCACGCGCGGUGGGAUAGGAAGUAUGCAGCAUGACGAGACCCAGCAGCGGAUUGAUUCUUUUUUCGGACCGCGAGCAUAACCCUCUACCCUACAAUACAACACAUGUGCCACAUUUGGCCAGAGAACCCAUAAUGAUGACAAUGUUUUCACACAGACUGUUCCGAGAGAUUUUCUCGCAUGCGGAAAGUGAAAAUUACAUGUCCAACUGCUGUCUGAAUGGGUGUAGACUGCAUGUAAAUAAUGCAUAAUUAAUGAAUAGUUAUGAUAGAUCAAAAUGGUAACAAUGCAAACAAUAAAUU